Entamoeba dispar SAW760 is the source of this 405-nucleotide messenger RNA. Its product is annotated as programmed cell death protein, putative. Gene Ontology annotation, cellular component: small-subunit processome; nucleolus. The record is from RefSeq and is a predicted model, not a curated record. Gene Ontology annotation, biological process: rRNA processing. Bases 1 to 405 code for a protein of 134 amino acids. Gene Ontology annotation, molecular function: RNA binding; protein binding. The transcript has a single exon. NCBI's taxonomy places the organism in Eukaryota, Evosea, Mastigamoebida, Endamoebidae.
AUGAAAUUAGAAGAGAAAUUAAACAUUUGGAAAGCAUUAAUGCAAUUAGAAGCUAAUCAUGGAGAUGAAAAGAGUUUAAAGAAAGUAUAUAAUGAAGUAUUAGAAGUAUGUGAUAGGAAGAAGAUUAUGCUUCAUAUAAUUCACAUUUAUAAAGAAAAGAAAGAAGUAGAAGAGAAAAUAUUUAGAAUAAUAUUUAAGAAAGUUAAAGGAAGUUGUAAAGUAUAUAAGAAAUAUUGUAAUUUCAUAAUGAGAAAUAAUAGAGAAGAAGAAAAUAAGAAUACAAUAAGUAAAGCAAAAACAACAUUAGAUAAAAAGAAAAUGAUAAGUUUAGAAAUUCAUAUUGCACGAUUAGAAUAUAAAUAUGGAUCAUUGAUAAAGGAAGAUCAAUGUUUGAAGAUAUUUUAA